This is a messenger RNA of Desarmillaria tabescens, 831 nucleotides long. RefSeq lists its product as uncharacterized. Bases 1 to 831 code for a protein of 276 amino acids. The record is from RefSeq and is a predicted model, not a curated record. Gene Ontology annotation, molecular function: oxidoreductase activity. The transcript is spliced from 3 exons. NCBI's taxonomy places the organism in Eukaryota, Fungi, Basidiomycota, Agaricomycetes, Agaricales, Physalacriaceae.
AUGGCUACGGCCGAAAUCCCCCCUGCAUUAAUUACUGCUCCAUAUUAUCUCCCACCGCCCGACGGUGCUCGCGCAUACAAGAAUAUCAAUGAUAGAACUGACCAUAACUAUAUCCGACACAACGUUACCGUUGGAAUCGAGAACAUUCGCGGCAAAGAGCAUCAGUAUCUUCUCGACAAGGCCGGUUUCCAGUACUUCCAACACGCAUCCAAACACACGGCCUUCGGCUGCGACGACGAUGUUAUCCAAGAAUACUAUCCCGAAAGCGAGGAGCUGUACAAGAAACUCACGGGCGCGACGAAGGUCUUCAUCUUUGAUCAUACCAUUCGCAGACAUCAUCCGGGAGACACGGAAGAGUCUCCAAUGAAGCGCCAGCCGGUGUUUAAUGUCCACAUCGACCAAACACCGGCAGCAGCUAGAGCUCGGGUGUUUCGUCAUUUACCAGAGAGCGAAGCGCGGGAGCUUGUCAAGCACCGAUUCCAGAUACUCAAUUUGUGGCGUCCGAUCGAUAACCCAGCAUUAGAUACGCCGCUUGGAUUCAUUGAUUCCAGCACAGUCGAUGAGAAGAUUGACUUGUUCCCGAUGACGCUCAAGUUUCCUGGAGGGCCUGGGGAGACCUAUGCUGUAAAGUGGAAUGCGAGACAUAAAUGGGUCUACUUGAGAGGAAUGACCCCCGAGGAGGUAGUGAUAUUCAAGUGCUUCGACUCGACCAAGGAUGAGGCGAAGGUAACAUUCAAUGCGCACAGUUCGUUCGUGGAUCCUAAUACGCCAGAGAGAUCUCCUUUGCGGCAGUCCAUUGAGCUCAGAGCUUUGGUCUUCUAUGAUGAAUAA